CCCUCUCUCCUCCUCAUUAUGGACAGAGCUUCCCUUGAACUGAAAGGCAGCAGGACCAGUGGAUAUGAGAACAAUCAGAGCCCAGUUAUGUUUGGGGAUCAUAAGUUACAUUCUGUUCCAAGGGAGGCACUGAUCCUGAACCAUACAGCAGAAGGGACUAGGGUUAGAAGGAAGAACUUUCCUCUAGGGAAGUGACUGACCCUUUGAAUCAGAGACUAACGAAGACCAUGACACAAGGCCAGAGUCAGCUUCCCUGGAGUUCUUAAAGAAGUGAAUUCAUCUUUCUUAUCCUGGGCUGGAGGAGCUGAUCUUUAUGGAGGCAGGAGAAUGGAUGUGAUGACUCUAGAGGGUCCCUGUUUUAUUAUUAAAGGUGUCUUCUCCCAAAGCUCACGAGCUCAGAGCCCUGGAUUUCAGCAGGGUAGUGAGUCUCCCAGCUUCACAGCUCAUGCAGCACCUCAGUCCACCACAGGCAUCACAGCAUCUUUGAGGAUGUCCUCAUUGGUUACCACAGUGAGGGGUGAGUCAUCAAGUCCGAGACCAUCCACCUUGCAUAGCCUCCAACCUUCUUCCUUUGGCCCUACCAUGAAGACCCAGCCACAAGAAGCCACCUCUGGGCGAGGCACAAGUGUCCCGAGUUAUAAAAUCCGGGAAAGAUCCCAGAUCCCCACUUUUGCAGUUACAUCCUCAGACAUUAUUCCCAAAUCAACCAUAAUGGACUUGAGAGCAACUGAAAAACCUAUCUUGCCCACCCCAACAUCUGAGACUGUGCUUACUGUGGCAGCAUUUGGAGUCAUCACCUUCAUCAUCAUACUGGUGGUUGUAGUGAUUAUCCUGGUCAGUGUGGUCAGCCUGAGGUUCAAGUGUCGGAAAAACAAAGAAUCAGAAGACCCCCAGAAGCCAGAGAACUGUGGAAUGUCUGAAAGCUCUACAGCCAUUGGGGAGAAGGACACCAGCAUCACCCUCAUCUCUAUGAAGAACAUCAAUUCAAAUAAUAACAAGGGCAGCUACACAGAAGAGAAGGUUCUAUAAAGUUGAGCCUCAGUAACAAGGACCCAGGAAGCAGCUACUCCAUGACUAUGAUGUGGAUUAUUGGACUGAUGUGGGAAGGAAUGAAAGGCACGAUGCAUUCUAUUCAAAUUAUUUCAUUUCAAAUCCAUACUUGAAUCUCAAAGGACAUAAACCUGUUUAAAUCUGAGAGCAGAAUCUCCCAAUUUUGAAUAUAAACAGUAACUUCAGAAACAUACCUUGUUCCUCCCACUUCCUUGCGGUUGGAGAGAAGAGACAUCUACAGGGCAGGGGACAAAUAGGUCUUUUGUUUGGAGUAGAGAAUAUUUGUACUUUUCACUUUUAAUAGAAUUAAAAUUAUUUUUUGGUCUGCA
Molecule: messenger RNA, 1379 nt
Organism: Monodelphis domestica (gray short-tailed opossum)
Lineage: Eukaryota; Metazoa; Chordata; Mammalia; Didelphimorphia; Didelphidae
Gene: ECSCR
Product: endothelial cell surface expressed chemotaxis and apoptosis regulator
Biological process (GO): negative regulation of angiogenesis; positive regulation of endothelial cell apoptotic process; positive regulation of proteasomal protein catabolic process
Cellular component (GO): plasma membrane; cytosol
Source: RefSeq, a predicted model, not a curated record